GUGAAUCAAUGGAGGAAUUACCUCAGGGGGGGCAUUUCUCUGGCCAAAUGAACCCGGGGGUCCCUGUUGGAGGCCCCCGUGGGCAGGUUGCAAAGGGUAUUACGGCCCGGCAAAGGGCAAAGGCCCCGUCGGGUAGUAAUCCUCGUCAAGGGGCAAAGGCCCCAUUGGGCAAUUAUAAAGGUGGCGCAGCACCUAUUGGGCACGCUAGGAGUAUGCCUAAGAGCGCUGGCAGUAAUAGUGAGGUUUCUUUGGGCAAAGGCGGCGCCCGUGCAGGCGGCGCUUUUGGCGCGCAAAUUGGUGGGAGUGUAGGGGCUAGGCCUCAGGCUCCGGGCGCAUCCCCGGCAGCAGCGAGGAAGGUAGUAACUAGGUCUUCUACCAAACAUGGUUCACCAGAACAGUUUCAGAGUUUAGAUUUAGCGGUUGCAUCCACUAGACGUAAGAAAGCCACCCCUAUCACUCAGAAGUCAGUACAUUUUAGUGAAGAGAUAGAGGACUUUACAGAAGAUGAGCAGGGUGUGUAUGAUGAUGUUGCAAGUGGCGAAGGCACCCAUGAUGUCCAUGAUGUGUGUGAGGGGAUGCAUGAACGGUCUGGGCACAGGGGGAGGGGUAGAGCAGACCUUCCCCUUCGUGGUACUCCUCUCUGGCAAUCUCUUUUGCAGGAAAGCGACAUGGCUACGUCAGGAGAUUCAGGCAGCGGGUUGGAGAGAGGUGCUGAGAGCGGCCAGGACUCCAUGGUGUCAGAGGAUGAGCGUCCUUCUACUUCGGGAGUCGUGGCGAUUCCAAACAGGACCGGUGUGAGAGAUGGGCCUAGAAGUGGGCCACUUCGUGCCUGGAUCGUUGGGCACUCGUUCGUACACUGGGCGGCUAUCCGAGCGGCAUCGCAACCUGGAGGGCAGCAGCUUGGGUUCUCAUUCUCCAGGGUGGUAGUUAGGUGGUUAGGGAGGAGAGGCCUUUGCUGGGCAGAUCUGCCUGGGUUACUGCAAUCCGCCAUGAGGCGGUGGGAGAAACCCCAUGUGCUGAUCAUCCACUUAGGUGGGAAUGAUCUCGGCUCAAUUCCCGGCCGGGACUUGAGCGCAGUGAUCCAAUCAGAUCUGCGCACCUUUAAAGCUUGGUUGCCUGGUGUGAGAAUGGGCUGGUCAAACAUUAUACCGAGGUUGACGUGGAGACACAUGGCCAAUCAUAGGGCAGCGUUCCAAGUUCGCAAGAAGCUCAAUAGAGAUGUUAGGAAGCUUAUGUGCGAGCUAGGUGGUUUUGUUGUGGAACACAAGUUCAUUACGGCCGCUGACCGUAGCCUGUACCGAGGCGACGGGGUCCAUCUUACGGACCAUGGCAUGGACCUGUUUAUUGAAGAUAUACGUCAGUCCCUACUCCUAUUGGUGUGAGUUGGGUGGCGGCGAGAGUGGCCCUUGAUAUUCGGGCGAUCUCGUGGCGGGUGGACAGUGUCCGGGGGCAGGAUGUGAUCGAGGUAGAGUGACGGCACUUCCGGCCAGGGAUGAAGUCCCCAGACGCGCGUCUGGGGUGUUCCCUGCCCGUGUGAUUACGAUGCCGAGAAUUCCCUGUUUUAUAGUAUUGAGCUACGCUCUGCUUCUUCUCCUGCGCCCUGGUACUGCCCAUCUUGUUAGCAUGGGUUACUACGUUUUAGCUAGUACCUGAUUGCCGCCCCCCUGGUCCAUGUUUAUUCAGACGGUCGUUAGUUCUUGUGUUGCCACAAUAAACGUGACCUGCGGGUUUUCUCUAACCAUAAAAAGUUGUUGUGUCGUUAUUUUGUGUGUUAUUUAUUUCUACGUUUAGAAACUAAGUUGAGUUUAUGUUAAACCAAGAAUGUAUAUAGUUAUAAGUUAUUCUUUCCACAGAGGAGGAUAUGGCAUUUAAUCCCUUAAGGAAAUGUAAGGCAAAUUGCCUGGAAUGCACAUAAGGGUUAAGGCCAAGACGGAGGAGGGGAGUGUUGUGUUGUGUGUGUGAAACAAUGUUGCAGAAAGAGAGGAGGGGU
Molecule: messenger RNA, 1990 nt
Organism: Bombina bombina (fire-bellied toad)
Lineage: Eukaryota; Metazoa; Chordata; Amphibia; Anura; Bombinatoridae
Exons: 2
Coding region: 9-1382 (457 amino acids)
Source: RefSeq, a predicted model, not a curated record